AUGAUCGCCAAGCUUCUCAUCGUCCUCUUCUACUACGCUUCCCAAACGUGGGCACUUUGCCCGACAAGAUGUUCAUGUUAUUUGGACCAUAAAGGUCGAAACGUCGUCGCCUGUAAGGAAGGGGGCUUCGUAGGGCCCUUGAAUCUCAAUAAUGUCAGUCUGAAUACGGAAAUUAUUAUGAUUACCGCACCGGAUGACAAUAUGAACUCUCUGACUAUGAGUCCUGUUUUCCAGAGCUACAAGCGGUUAGAGGAGAUUCACAUUACAAAGUCGAAUGUACCCCAAUUAGGCAUGCACUUUUUUUACGGAUUAAACAAGUUAGACGUCCUGAAUUUGUCGCAGAACAACAUAACACAACCCUUGGACCACAAUUUCCGAGGAUUAUCGCAUUUGAAGGAGUUGUAUCUCGACGACAACAGAAUUAUUUCACUGCCCAGCGGAACGUUUCGAUACUUACAUGGUCUGAGGGUGCUGUCGAUCCAGAGGAAUAGGAUCGAAGAACUGACUCCUAGGUUGUUUCUGGAAAUCAGCAAAUUGAGAGUUCUGAAACUCAACGGCAACAAUUUGAGGGAAUUAAAUCCAGAAGUUUUUAAGGAUAUUCCGGAGCUGACGUACUUAGAAUGCCGUGGCUGUGCCUUAAAAACAUUAAACAACGACAUAUUUCACCUCUUGCCCAAUUUGAUCCACCUCGAUUUAGGCAGAAACGAAUUCAGGAACGUAACCUCAAACGACUUGAAGGAUUUGCAAAGUUUACGACAUUUAAAAAUCGAUGGCAACCUGAUCACUGCCAUAGACAACUCGACGUUUAUUCAUCAAGCCGCUUUGAAGCGACUUAGUUUGGCGAAUAAUAGGAUUUCGAAAAUAUCAGCCGGAGCUUUCGCGGAAAAUCAUAACUUAACAGAACUCGAUGUGAGUUAUAAUCGAGUUAAUGAUAUGCAGUUUCUCGAACCGCUAUAUGAUAUUUUAGAAAAGCUAAUACUCAGCGGUAAUCAUCUGAGGAUGGAAUCGUUGAAGUACUUGGUGUAUUUAAGUGUUUUAAAAGAGCUGAGACUUUCCGACUGCGGUUUGGCGCAAGUAGACUUCGAAGUAAUUCCUAAGAGCGUCGUUAUUUUAGAUUUAAGCGAAAACUAUUUAUCAACGUUAGAGAAGGAGAUUUUGCCCCUUAAUCUAACCACGUUAGAUAUAUCAGGUAAUCGAUUUAGAGGUUUAGAAGAAGAUUUCCUAAUGGCUUUGGAUAAUACGCAAGAUCUAAAAUUGGAUCAUAAUUUGUGGUCGUGCGAUUUGUGUCACAUAGUCCCGAUGUUGGAACGUGCGAAUCGCAGCGAAGUUUUCCGCGAAGUUUUGUGUUCCGCUCCUUACACGGUCAAGGGUAAAAAGCUGGAACGCAUCGAUAGGAACGAUUUAACCUGGUGCAAUUCCCCGAGUUACACGGCUAACGAUGCUAAUUUCUUUUCAAUAGGCGAAGACGGUAAAGUGGGCAUCCUCGUUGCCAGCACUUCUGUUUUCCUUCUCUUUUUAACGGUCAUGGCGAUAAUUGGGGCGUUAUGUUACACAAAUCGACACGCGGCCAGAUACUACACCCACGAGGAUAAAAUUGCUACUAUCGAAGGGGAAUCGAUAUUCGGUAGUAAUCACAGUCCGUUGUUUUGCGACGGAGAACUGAAUUUCAAGUUCCCCCUAGACGGCAUCGAGGAAAAGAAAAUUUCCAUAGCUACUAUUGAUGAGAUUAAAAAGGAGCACACGAUCGCCAAUGGGACUUGA
This is a messenger RNA of Psylliodes chrysocephalus, 1761 nucleotides long. The record is from the annotation of a GenBank genome assembly. Lineage: Eukaryota; Metazoa; Arthropoda; Insecta; Coleoptera; Chrysomelidae.